Molecule: messenger RNA, 939 nt
Organism: Lepisosteus oculatus (spotted gar)
Lineage: Eukaryota; Metazoa; Chordata; Actinopteri; Semionotiformes; Lepisosteidae
Product: olfactory receptor 8D1-like
Biological process (GO): detection of chemical stimulus involved in sensory perception of smell; G protein-coupled receptor signaling pathway
Cellular component (GO): membrane
Molecular function (GO): odorant binding; G protein-coupled receptor activity; olfactory receptor activity
Source: RefSeq, a predicted model, not a curated record
AUGGAGAACAAUUCAUUACAAUCCAGCUUUAUAUUGACUUUGGAUCCCUUUGUUAUACCAAUGGGAGGAAAGUACCCUAUUUUCAUUGUUGGAUUAGGGAUCUACUUGUUUUGUGUUUUCAGCAAUCUUACAAUAUUGGCAUUAAUUGUUGCUGAGAAAAACCUUCACAAGCCCAUGUAUUUCAUCCUCUUCAGCCUACCGCUCAAUGAUUUGAUUGGAAUCACAGCCAUGCUUCCAAAGGUGCUUUCAGAUAUUUUAACAGAAACAAACACCAUCUACUACUCUUUUUGUGUUCUUCAGGGGUUCUUUCUACACAUAUAUGGAGGUGGAGUUCUCUUCAUAUUAGCAGCUAUGGCAUUUGAUCGAUAUAUUGCCAUUUGCAAGCCUUUAAGGUACAACACUAUCAUGACCCCUUACAAUAUACUGAUCAUUAUUAUACUUGUUUGGGGUAUUGAUUUCAUUUUAAUAAUCUCACUGUUUUCCAUUCAGAUAAGACUUAAUAGGUGCAGGAAUUCUGUCUUGAAUGUGUUUUGUGACAACCCCUCUCUUCUUAAGCUUUCGUGUGCAGACACGAGCAUUAAUAACAUAUUGGGUUUAUUUAAUACAGCUGUCAUACAAGUAAUUAGUGUAACUGUGCAAAUGUUAUCCUAUGUUAAAAUUUUAAUUGUGUGUUUAGCAACAAGAAAGUCUGAAGCAAAGAACAAAGCUAUCAAUACUUGCGUAGCCCAGUUGAUUAUAUUUUGUGUUUUUGAAUUUGUCGGUACUUUUACAAUACUCUCACACCGGUUUAAAAAUGUUUCAGAGAAUUUACAAAAAAUUAUGGGGAUGCUCAUUUUUAUAAUCCCUCCAUUAUUCAAUCCACUUGUGUAUGGACUAAAAUCCAAAGAAAUAAAAAAAUCCUUAAUAAAGGUUUUUAAUAAAACCAUUUCAUUUAAGUAA